AUGUGUCAUGUCAUAGUAUUGGCAACGUCCAAGCACAUAAACGGCGUCGUAGCGAAUGUUAAAAAGACUAGUACAAAAGACAAGACCACGAGUACCACGUGGUCACAUCUCAUUGAUCACUCCCCUUCACCAGAGAAGACACCAUCAACGACAACCAAACCAACGGUGUUGAUACAACUCACAAGGGAGCUUCUCUUCUCGCGCCUAAAAUUUACGAAAUUUUCUCCCUUAAUCGGGUUUUCGUACUGGAAUGGCGGAAGGUCCGUCGAGUCCAGGCGAGAGUGGGGAUCUGAGCCCGAGGUCGUCGAACGUGCGGGAACAGGACAGGAAUGUGUUUCUGAGUUCAUCAGCUUUAUCACUAGCGAGGCAAGUGACAAGUGUCUAAAGGAAAAGAGGAAAACCAUUAAUGGUGAUGAUCUGUUAUGGGCAAUGGCCACACUAGGGUUUGAAGAUUACAUUGAGCCACUCAAGGCAUACCUAAUUAGAUACAGAGAGAUUGAGGGUGACACCAAGGGAUCUGGUAGAAAAGAAGGGGUGCAGCUGCAACCUGAGCAUGAUGAAGGUUUUUAUUCACAGGGUCUGAGUUAUGGUGACUCACAGCAACAGGGUCAUCUCUUGAUGGUCCCAAUGCAAGGGACAGACACAGUGGCAGAAACACACCAAACACCAACGGUGUUGAUAGUUGAUACUACUUGCAACGAACCUUCUCGCGCCCAAAUUUACGAAUUUUUCUCCCUCGAUCGCCUAGGGUUUUGGGUCUGGAAUGGCGGAAGAAGGUCCGUGGAGUUCAGACGAGAGUUGGAGUGGGGGGUCUGA
This is a messenger RNA of Lactuca saligna, 816 nucleotides long. The record is from the annotation of a GenBank genome assembly. NCBI's taxonomy places the organism in Eukaryota, Viridiplantae, Streptophyta, Magnoliopsida, Asterales, Asteraceae.